Molecule: messenger RNA, 3224 nt
Organism: Mauremys reevesii (Reeves's turtle)
Lineage: Eukaryota; Metazoa; Chordata; Testudines; Geoemydidae
Product: leukocyte immunoglobulin-like receptor subfamily A member 6
Exons: 8
Coding region: 673-2406 (577 amino acids)
Biological process (GO): cell surface receptor signaling pathway
Molecular function (GO): transmembrane signaling receptor activity
Source: RefSeq, a predicted model, not a curated record
GGUCCCAGGACGGUUAGGGGGUGGGGGAAGGGGAGUCUGUGUUACAGACACUCAGAAUUUGGGGCUCUGACCCCAUUGCUCCCUACCCUGGGGUGACUGACCCCCCCCCUUGCACCCCAGCUGUUGCCCUCCUCUUUCUCCACCCUGCUGACAGUCCCUCCUUUCCCAGAUUCCCAGCCGCCCACCCCGGUCCCGGCUCCCCCAGCCCCCGGCCUGUCUCUGAGCCCCCCGAGUCCAGUGAGGGGGCAGCAGGUCCAGCUGAGGUGCUCUGCUCCGAGGGGCUCCGGGGCCCUGGGGUUCAUUUUCUAUGAGCAGAGGAGUGGGAGCUGGGAGAGGCUGUGGUCCCAAAGCAAUGGGACCUGGAGGAUCAGCACGGAGAACAGUGAACUCAGCCGGACUUUCACCUGCUCCUAUCGGGUCCAGAGCAGCCCCCCAAGACAGCCCCACUCCCAGUCUCGGCUGAGUAAUGCAGUGACCUUGCUCCUGACAGAGCCCCUGCCAGCCCCUGUGCUCUCUCUGAGCCCCCAGCACCCUGUGAACGUGCGGGGAGAGCGGGUGACCCUGGAGUGUUCGGCUCCCGGGGGCCAGGAGGUGGCUGGAUACAGGUUCUACAAGAGACAUCGAGGCCAGGCCCCCGAGGAGCUGCCUGCAGGGGCCACGGGGCCCUUGGAGAUGCUCACAGUGGAGAUGGGAGAUUCCAGUGAGUACAGCUGUGCCUAUUGGGUCCUGCGAGCCAGCCGGGAGAUCCCUUCCCGGGAGAGCCCCCCCGUGCCUGUCGCUGUGAUCGGCCCCCUGCCUGUCCCUCAGCUCACCGCAAGCCCAGCACACCCGGUCUACGUGGUGGGAGAAGCCAUGGCUCUGACCUGCUCGAUUCCUGGGGCUCCCACGCUGGCCACGGUUCAGUUCUCCAAGGACGGAGGGGAGCUCCCCUCGCCUCUGCUCAACGACAGCCCCACACUGCAGCUCGCCAGCAUCGGCACGGGGCACGCCGGGACCUACUCCUGUUGGUACCAGAGGUGGGAGUCCGGGAGAGAGAUCUCAUCCCCCCCCAGUGGGGCCGUCGCCAUCUCCGUGCUGGUCCCCCCGGCUGCCCCCCAGCUCUCUGUGUCCCCGUCCCAUCCCGGCUACAUCCCCGGUGACUCCAUCACCCUGACGUGCUCAGCUCCUGGGGGCCACAAGCUGUCAAAGAUCCAGUUUCUCAAGGACAGUCAGAACCUAGAUUCCCAGAUGCCUGGUCCUGACCCACUCCAGCUCAGCCGCGCCCUCCAGCUGCCCCCCCUGGCCCCAUCCCACUCCGGGGCGUACAGCUGUGGGUACUGGUUCCUGGAAUCGGGGCGGGAGAUCCCAUCCGGGCUGAGCGACCCCGUCCACAUCCUGGUGCAGGAUCCCCCCCGGAAGCCCUCGGUGUCCCUGUCUCCGGACUAUCCAGCCUACGUGGCUGGAGAUAGGGUGGAAAUUAACUGCUCGGCUCCCCCCGGUGCCUCCCCGGUGCAGUACGGGCUCUACGAGAUCGGGGAGCCGCUAGGAUCCCUGACGGGAAACGCUGGGAUUUGGUGGAUGGAUCUUGAAGCCAACAACACCAGAAACUCGACCUGGUCCUUCUCCUGCGCCUACAUAGAGCUGAUCCAGGGGAGGGCACUGACUUCCCACGCCAGCGACCCCGUCUCCGUCUCCGUGCUCCCAGCACCAGCCGCCCCGUCCCUGUGGCUCAUCCCACCCCUCCCGCUCUACGUGACGGGGGAGACGGUGACGGCCGAGUGCGUCGUCCCCGCUGGGCCCUUCGUCCCGCGGGCCCACUGGGUGCUGAGAGACGGGGAGGCACUUCGAGAGCCGCCGGGGCCACAGCUCCCACUGAACGUCACCCCCAGCGACAGCGGGACCUACCGGUGUGGGUACAGCACAGAGCUCCACGGGCGCCACCUCCGCUCACCCCCCAGCGACCCGGUGCCACUGAGCGUGACUGAUCCCCCUCCCCAACCAGUACUGAGCAUGGAUCCCCCAUCUGGAGUGGUGAGUGAGGGGCUCCCUGUGCUGAUCACCUGUGCAGCCCCCGGGGACGCCAAUGAGAGAAGGUUUCACUUCUACAAGGAUGGAGCUGAGAUCAUCCCCGGGGACGCGGGGUCUGAGAUCAGCACCACAGAGCCCAGCACCGGCUCUAUGAACUUCUCUGUGCUCAGCAUCCUGCGAGCCAGUCCCAGCAACACCGGGGAAUUCAGCUGCGGGUACGAGGUGAACAUGAGCGGCAGGUGGAUCCCGUCCCCCAGAAGCCAGGCCUUGAAUGUCACCGGGAACUUCACUGUGACAGCCCAGUGCGUCACUUUCCCGUUGGCCAGAGACCUUGCAGUGGGGGGCUCUUUCUUUGUCAUCAACACCCUCAUCUUCUUCAUCACCCACCGCUGCUGCUAGAGUGAAGGUUCCCCGGGGAGCCCGGAGCCCAGAAAAGAAGUCUUGUUUUUCCCCAGGACCUCCCCUUUGGCUCUUUGCAUUUUGGAUCUGUCUCUCCACAGGGAGUGUCCCUGCCACAGACCCCACAGCAGCUGCCUGGCCUGGUAGAACCUUCCAUUCAUUCUCCCCUUGAUGUGAUCACCCAUCGCCCAUGGGCAGCUCCCUCCGACUCCCCUAGGUGGGAAGGAUGUUCUUCAUGAGCCGCUUCUCCCCGGGGCUCAAUGUUUCCUUUCUCCUCCCAGCAACAGAACUGCGCAGUUUGGGACAGAAAGAGUCAUGCCUUUCUAAUUGAAAUUGAGUUUAGUCCCUGUCCUUGGAGAAUGAAUGUUAAUGGAACAGCAAAUGCAGCGAGAGCAAGAGACAGUGAUAAAGGUUAAGAAUGGUAGGAAGUGUGUGUGUGUGUGUGUGUGUGUCGCUGUCACCCCCCUCUUGGAGGGGAUGGGACCUUCUCCGUGUGUGUGUGUAUCCCUGUUGCCCCCUGCUGCAGGGGAUGGGCCCCGCUUCGUGUGUGUAUGAGGGCAGCUGGAUGUUCGGCCACAGGGGCAGGGCCCAGGCUGGGGUGUCUGAGCCGUGAUUGUUAAAGGGCCCCUGAUUUGGAUUUCUGGGUUCUCUCCCUGCCCCUAACCGAGUGGCUCCCUGGAUGUGCCGGGGCAGCCCCUCACGGCAUAGCAUCCCCUCUGUUCCCGAUGCUCCAUUCCCCUUCCCCAGUGCUCAGGGCAUCGCAGAGGAGGGGAAGGUCAGGAGUGUGGACACAUCGGAGCCCUGGGGAAGGAAGAGAC